Penicillium pulvis is the source of this 4974-nucleotide messenger RNA. It is a transcript of the gene swr1, whose product is annotated as putative SNF2 family helicase/ATPase (Swr1). Bases 1 to 4974 code for a protein of 1657 amino acids. The record is from RefSeq and is a predicted model, not a curated record. NCBI's taxonomy places the organism in Eukaryota, Fungi, Ascomycota, Eurotiomycetes, Eurotiales, Aspergillaceae. The transcript has a single exon. Gene Ontology annotation, cellular component: Swr1 complex. Gene Ontology annotation, molecular function: ATP binding; ATP-dependent chromatin remodeler activity; ATP hydrolysis activity.
AUGCAAAACGGCAGCCCAAACGGCCCAUCACCACAAGAUGAACGUGUAACGCCUGUGCCUGAUACUCCCCACCUGGAAGCUUCCGGUGUGGAAUAUCCAUCCGAUUCUACCCCCUGCCAAUCGAUUCCUACCUUGCCGAAUGACGAAGCUAGCCAUCAGCUUGAAGAGCCACCAUCGAAGAAGCGUCGCCUGACAGACUCGACCCCGUCGCGCAACUCAACUCCCCGGCCUCCUUCGCCGCCAUGGAAGAAGGUUGGCGUGGAAGGACCGACGUCGUUCUUGGUGGAAGGUCGGCGCAGAUCAUCACGGCAAAACGCGGUCCCUAUAGAACAGCAACCGGCAUCAGACAAGCGACACACACGCGCGGCGCAGCAAAGCUACGUGACAAAAAACACACGAGGCGGGGCGAAACCUGUUACGUCCUCCCCACUUGCUGUGACACAGUCGCGUGCCAACGGGAAGCUCGGUGGCAAGCCGAUUACAAAUGGUUCACCUAGGACAGUGCCUACCAAAGGCGCGUCCGGUAAGCAACAACCUCCUUCACAGUCUCCCGUACCAAAGUCAUCUCAAUCGCGCACUCGAUCUCGAAGUUCCGCUACUACGAAUCAACCCCGCCCUGCCGCAAAUGGUGCCAGCCCUCGUGAAACCCGUACGCGAACCUCCCUUCCAACCACAUCACCUGCACCGGAUCAUGGCUUGGAUGGAGUGGAUGAGCAUAAUGAGGAUCUGGAGUCAGGGUCCCCGAUGGUGCCGCGAAUCCGAAUCAAGGUGAAAAAGCCAAUACUGCCAAUCCGACAUCCCGGCCACGUGUCCGGCAAGAAAUACGAGUCGUUCAGAGAAUGGGUUGAUCAUGAGGAUGCGCCGAAUUUGUUAUCUUCGGAGGAAGCCCUCGAGGAGGCGCAGAGGCGGCAACAAGUGUUGAAUGCAGCGGAACCUGGCGGGCCAUUGAGCUCAGAGGUCUGUUCUGCAUAUAUCGCGGAACCGCAGGAGGAACCGCCAUUCCAGUAUUCGCACCAAGAUCACUUAGUGGCACAUGCACUCUAUUUCCAGAAGCUUCUUGAAAAAGAGCAUAAACGCCAUCGGCAAACAGCCAAGCUUUUUGCUCAAUGGUGCGCCGAUGCAUACAGAAAACGCCACAAGAACCCCGAGGACAUUCUGCGGGAACAGCAAGAAGAAAUGCGUGGGAAGCGCAAACAAUUGGCCAAGGACCUUCAGAAGAUGUUCGACUUGACACGUGCCGAUAUUGACCGGGUGCGCCUCGCACGUUGGGAGGAAGAGCGAAAAGUUCAAGAUCAGCAAGCCCUCGAUCGCGCCAUUAGAAAGUCAACCAUGCUGUUUGAGAAACGCCGGUCUGAAAUCCUAGGAGAGGUUCCCAGCGAUGCUCCUGUUUCAAGCGACGAAGAUGACGGGGAGACAGACUAUUCCUCAAACGCAUCUGCGGCAGACAAUGAUAGCAACAUGUCGACAUCUGAGUCUGAAACCGACGACGAAGGCAAUAUUGACGAUGAUGCUAAAUUGACGGCUGAGGAGCUCCGAUCGAAGUACGCUAGUCUGCCGGAUGAGGACACACCUGAUCAGAUGUCCGUAGUCUCUGCGUCCGUCAUUGAUAGCGAAGUUGUGCCCGAUGAGACAGAUGCCAGUGUCAACCCCGGCGAUACUCAGCUGGAUGACGUGGAUUCAGUUUUGAUGGAUGAUAGUGAUGAAUCAGUUGACAUGAGUGAGGAGAUGAGCGAUAGUGAAGACGAGAGCGGCUCCGGAAAUGAAGAAUCUGGCGACGAAUCCGAUGGCAGUGAUGCUAGUGGUAUGCUCGGAUUCUUCUCACGCAAGCAACGGGCCAGUGAUAAGGAUUCAGUCGGAGCGGUUGUGCAAGAACUUGACGAAGAUGAGUCUAAUGACGAGGAGUAUAAGACCCCAGGAGAAGAAGCCCUGGAUAACGAUACAGAGGAUCUGGACGAGGUUUCUCUAGUCCCUAACGGGAUACAUACCAACGAGGAUGAAGAGAUGCCAGAUGAAACUACUCCUUCAGAAGUCGUCGAAGCCUCCAUAGCCAUCCCUGCAGAUGUUGAAGACGCCUCUAUGGUUGAUACUUCGACGGUCAAUACUCCCACAGUUGAUGCCCAUAUGAAGGAUGAUCUUUCUGAAACAGUGCUUCCUGAGCCUAGUGUUCUCGAGGUACCAGGGGACAGCGAACCAGUGGACCAAGUCCAGCAAAUUGAUAUUGAACCACUGCAGGACAGCCGCCGCAAUGGAGAAGUGUCCAGUGAAGUAUCCCCAGGGACUUUCGCAACCAAACCCUCUGAGCCCGAGUCUGUCUCUUCAUAUGAACCUGCAGUUGAGAAAGCAUUGCAGGAGAGCCAUUCACCUGCACCCGGUUUGAAGACUCCCAUCCCCCAUCUGCUGCGCGGUACCCUACGUGAGUACCAGCACUAUGGACUGGACUGGCUUGCUGGCCUCUACAAUAACCGAAUCAACGGUAUCUUGGCCGACGAGAUGGGUCUUGGAAAGACAAUUCAAACCAUUGCUCUACUUGCCCACCUUGCUGUGGACCAUGGAGUUUGGGGUCCGCAUCUUGUAGUUGUGCCUACCAGUGUCAUGCUCAACUGGGAAAUGGAAUUCAAAAAGUGGUGUCCAGGUUUCAAGAUCAUGACCUACUACGGAAACCAAGAAGAGCGCAAACAGAAACGCAAAGGCUGGACUGACGACAACUCUUGGAAUGUGUUGAUUACAUCAUAUCAGCUUAUCUUGCAAGAUCAGGUAUCCUUGAAAAGACGGGCCUGGCAUUAUAUGAUUCUCGAUGAAGCGCAUAACAUCAAGAAUUUCCGUUCGCAAAGAUGGCAAGCUCUUCUCACAUUCAGGACACGAGCCCGGUUGCUCUUGACUGGUACACCGCUUCAGAAUAAUUUGACCGAGCUUUGGUCUCUUCUGUUCUUCUUGAUGCCUUCCGAUGGCGAUGGCGCUGGUGGUGUUGAAGGCUUCGCUGACUUGAAGGACUUUUCCGAGUGGUUCCGACGACCAGUGGAACAGAUUCUGGAGCACGGAAGAGAGACUAUGGAUGACGAAGCCAAGCAGGUAGUUACCAAGCUCCAUACCGUCCUUCGUCCAUAUAUUCUGCGUCGUAUGAAGGCGGAUGUCGAGAAACAGAUGCCUGGAAAGUAUGAGCAUGUCAUGUAUUGUCGUCUGUCAAAGCGCCAGCGAUUCCUGUACGAUGGUUUCAUGUCGAUGGCCCAAACCAAGGAAACGCUUGCAUCCGGCAAUUUUCUUUCCAUCAUUCAUUGUCUCAUGCAGCUCCGCAAGGUCUGUAACCAUCCUGAUCUGUUUGAGACAAGACCAAUUUCCACCUCCUUCGCAAUGCCGCGUUCUGUGGCCACCGACUACCAAAUGAAAGAAGGCCUUGUUCGGCGACGACUGCUCUUUGAUCAUCCUCUCACUAAGGUCGAUUUGGACUUCCUCAACCUGGCCCCUGUAUCUCGAGAGGACAUUUCGAGGCGACUAGCUGAUGACAGUAUCCGACUCAUGGCGUUCGGGCCGUUCAAGACUCUUCGUGAGCGGCAAUACAACCGCACCAAUUGGCAGAUGGAGUUCAACGGCUCUACUAUGGAAACAAUUCUAGAGUCUUUGGAGAAUGCCAGCCGGAAGAGACGAAUGGCUGAAUUAGAGCGAUGUUUGUACUUUGAGUCCAAGCGUCACGGUCGCCGGCCUAUAUACGGUAGCAGCCUGAUUGAGUUCCUGAGAGCCGGUACUAAGGAACACGCGCUUUCCAACGCACCCUUGCGAAAGAGCAAUAUGGCUGAGUGGCUUUCGAGUCGGUCAUCCGUUCUUGCUUCCAUGAUUCUGACCCUCGAAGAACGCUCUCUUGAGAUGGACGGCUACGUUCAGCGAUUCGCUUGCGUCACGCCGGCUGCUGUUGCGUCAGGCAUGACAGAGGCCGCUUUGACUCCAGUCGAGACAAGACUCUUGACCAACACCGCCAAAGACCAGCCGUAUGACCCCUUCCAUGAGGCUCGCAUGCGUCUUUCGAUUGCUUUCCCAGACAAGCGGUUGCUACAAUACGAUUGUGGUAAACUACAGCGGUUGGAUAAGUUGCUACGUGACCUGAAGGCCGGCGGUCAUCGCGCCUUGAUCUUCACGCAGAUGACCAAGAUGCUGGAUAUUCUGGAGCAGUUCCUCAACAUCCACGGGCACCGCUAUCUACGACUGGACGGUACUACAAAGGUUGAAUCGCGUCAGAUGUUGACCGAGCGGUUCAACAGUGACCCCCGCAUUCUGGCAUUCAUCCUUUCCAGUCGAUCCGGUGGUCUCGGUAUCAAUUUGACGGGCGCUGACACUGUCAUUUUCUACGACCUGGACUGGAACCCGGCCAUGGACAAACAGUGUCAAGAUCGUUGCCACCGAAUUGGCCAGACCCGAGAUGUCCACAUCUACCGCUUUGUGUCCGAGUAUACCAUCGAGUCCAACAUCCUCCGCAAGGCCAACCAGAAACGAAUGCUAGACGAUGUGAUUAUCCAAGAGGGCGAGUUCACAACGGACUACUUUACCAAACUCCGAGAUGCUCAGGUGGAAGAGACCGAUGAGCGCGACGGCCAAGACGAAGCCAGUGCCGCCAUGGACCGGGUCCUAGGCAACCGCGUUGCAGGUGGCAACCGGGCUUUCGAACAGGCCGAAGACAAAGAGGAUAUCGACGCGGCCAAGAAUGCCCAAAAAGAAUUGGAGCAUGCAGACGAUGGCGACUUUGAAGAGCGCAGUCCUUCACAUGGAACCCCCGCUCAGGCUGGUACUCCAUUGCCCGGUUCUGGUGAGGGUCAAGCUUCCACUGCGCCCGAUGCAGGGGCUGAUCCGGAACCUGGUCAUAUUGACGACUAUCUGCUUCGUUACAUGGAAUGGAACAUGCGUGACGAACCCCUGGUGCUUCCGGUGGACAAGAGCAAGAAAAAGUCCAAGAAGGGCAAGGAACACCACCUCAAACGCCGCCGCUGA